Molecule: messenger RNA, 4759 nt
Organism: Leptinotarsa decemlineata (Colorado potato beetle)
Lineage: Eukaryota; Metazoa; Arthropoda; Insecta; Coleoptera; Chrysomelidae
Gene: Epp
Product: Ecdysteroid phosphate phosphatase
Molecular function (GO): protein binding
Source: RefSeq, a predicted model, not a curated record
GUUUUCAGUGUUUUCAAUAACCUAAAAACGUCAAAUACUAUAAGCCGUAUAAAUUAUCGAAUAUUUUCCAAAGAACAGUAUUUUAGCCGUAAAAUGACGACAUUGCCGCCUAGAAGAAAUCCCACCCCUACGAAAAUAUCUAAACAGCAUCUUACCCCUCUUCAAACGCUCUUGCAAAUGGGGUUCCCAAAACACAGAGUGGAAAAAGCACUCGCUGCCACAGGCCACAGAGGGGUACAACUAGCUUCAGACUGGCUGUUGGCCCACGUAAACGACCCUUUGCUGGACGAUAACUCGCCAAGGGAAUACAUUUUGUACGCUUGCCCUACCGGCCCCUUUUCUCAGCAACUUGAAGGAUUCUGGGACAAAUCGCGCUCUCUCUGUGGUUGGAACGGAGCUCAUAACUUCACCCCGCAUAUAACACUGGUUUCAUUUUUCAAGACACCGGAUGAAGACGCCUUGCACCUGUCUCAGGGAUUGAAAUCAGUGAUGGAACGACAAGGCGCCGUUCUGAACGAGCCCCUCAAACUAGAAACGUACACUUCGCCUAACUUCAUGGGCUUCUUUGUGGCUGAGGAACAUGCCGACUAUCUGAAGAGGAUAGCUAUGCAGUAUGUCAAAGAAGUUUCAAAUGCUAUAAUAAGCGACACCUACGAGCACUUCGAUGCUCUGACAGCUUGCUUCCCCUGGUGCACCACGACGACGGCCCGUUGUAUACCAAGGGGUAGUAGAUCUAUUAGUCUAGAACCCCACGUUAAAUCUCUUCAUUUAACUUUGGCGUACCAGUUUCCUUCUUCGCACUACUCCAAUCUGAAGUCUCUCGUAGAUGAGCUAGAUCCAGCUGCCUCUAGCGGAUGGGAGUUGAGGUUAUACUCCAGAGAUCCUAGGGUGAAUGGCAAGCAGGUGCACAAGGUUAUACAUGCCUACAACCCGACGGAAUCCGACGAACUCGACCUCCGUACCGGUGACUACGUCUACAUUAGCGGGGAAACUCUAGCCAAUUCUCCGGACGGUUGGAUAGAAGGCACUUCCUGGUUAACGGGCCAAUCGGGGUUAUUGCCAGAAUCUUACACGGAACGUACUGCGGAAUCUGACGCUUGGACACUACACAAAAAGAUCUCUCUGAAUCAAACGUCACCCAGUGAAGCCAGCAAGGAAUCUACGAGAAACAUCAUGUCUGUUCCCAACCAAGACGCAUACAUUCCUUCGUUACCCCCGAUGGACGACGAGGUUAUGUCUGGGAGGUCGAUACCGGCCAGCGAAAAUAUUUACAUGAACAUGCUGGAGCUGAAGAAGAAAGAAGGGCUGCAGAAAGAAUCGGCAGCGGACGGUUCACCGCGUAACAUCUUCAUAAUGAGGCACGGUGAGAGAGUCGAUUUUACUUUCGGCAGCUGGGUUCCACAUUGCUUUGACGAGUCCAACAACUACACCAGGAAGGAUCUCAAUAUGCCGAAAACGUUACCUUUCAGGAAAGACGGGGCGGAAGGAUAUUUGAAGGAUACCCCUUUGACCAAUGUGGGGGUACUGCAGGCAACCCUGCUGGGCGAAUCCUUCAGAGAGAAAAACAUGGACAUCCACUACGCGUACUGCUCUCCAGCGUUGCGCUCCAUCAUGACCUGCGACGGUUUUCUGAGGGGCCUCAACAAGAAGGAUCAAAUAAAGAUCCGUGUGGAGCCUGGUCUGUUUGAGUGGACCGCCUGGUACAAGGACGACGUUCCCGGUUGGAUGUCGAUCGAGGAACUCAAGAACUGUGGUUACAACAUCGAUGAAACCUACGUGCCCUGCGUCUCCGUCAAGGAUGUGCACGAGUAUAAGGAAGGCUGUGACCAGUUUUACGCGAGGAACGCCCUCAUCACCAGAAGUGUCAUCACAGCUCACAACACGGGCAACAUCCUCCUGGUCGGUCACUCGACCACUCUGGAAACCUGUUCCCACGAACUUCUGGGCAGAAAACCGAAGUUGCCCAAUGACCUGAUCAAGAUCAUCCAGAAAAUCCCGUACUGCGCCCUAGUACAGCUGACCGGCAACGGAGACAAGUGGGAAAUGGCCGAACCCGUUUGCCUGCCGAUGAUGCACUCCAACAAUCAGAGAUUCGAUUGGAAGAUGCUGUUUGGAGAGUAAUUUUUCAAAGCUAUUAGGUUAGAUUUUUAGGUACAAGAACUGAUUUUAUUAAUGAUGGUACAAAUGAGACACGUGUAUUGUUUUUUAGCCAAAGUAGGGGCGAUUCAUAUGAAGAGACGUCGGAAUUGUUCCUAUAUUUUUAAUUUGUGCUUUCCAGGGAGUUUUCUCAGCUUUCGGUUCCUCUGUUUCGAUACUGACGCGGAAUGUUUUUGCCGAGUAAGUGCUGACGACACUGGGUUGAACGGGAUAUUGAUUUUAAUUUUUUCGAGGUAGAGGAACGAGAGCGGUUGAAAACUCUUUGAUUUUAUAUUUUAUGAUUUUGAAAAAUAGUUAUUCAACUGGAAUAGUAAUUUUAAUGAACACAGGUCAGGAAAGUGAUCUAAGAGAAAAAAGUAUACAAAUUUAAAGUGUUUCAAUGUACAGAGUUCCAAUUUGACACCAGAAUUUUGUGUCCCAGUAAUUUCCCUUUUUUAAUGUUCGGUGUAAUUUCAAAUAGUAUUUUUCACCACAACAUUUCAAGUAAUGAUUUAGAUACGACAUAUACUUCACAGCUAUAACCCUCAAUCCCUAAAUCGUGAUAGGUCAAACCCUAAUUGAAUAUCAUUGAGCCUAUAAUCCUCAAACUGACCCACAAUUUCUAGGUCAGAAAACUCAUGAUGUAAAGUUCAUUACUGUACUUGUGAUAAUUAUACUCUACUCAAAUUCAUUUUUUUCAAAUGUGUCCGGAUGUGAUUUUUCAUGUGAUCUCUUCUACCGAAUCCUUUGCCAUAUUUGUCGCAAGUGUGUGGUUUGUCUCCGCUUGAAGUCGACUUUAUAAUUGAGAUUCUUUGAACAGAUUUUACAGUCGAAUUGUUUGUCCCUCUUUCUCAAGUGUAUGAUAUGUCAAUCCCUAAUUGAAUAUCAUUAAACCUAUAAUCCUCAAACUGACCCUCAAUUCCUAGGUCAGAAAACUCAUGAUGUAAUGUUCAUUACUCUAAUUGUGAUAAUUGUACUCUACUCAAAUUCAUUUUUUUUUUUAAAUGUGUCCGGAUGUGAUUAUUCAUAUGAUCCCUUCUACUGAAUCCUUUGCCACAUUUGUCGCAAAUGUGUGGUUUGUCUCCGCUUAAAGUCGACUUUAUAAUUGAGAUUCUUUGAAAAGAUUUUACAGUCGAAUUGUUUGUCCCUCUUUCUCUAGUGUAUGAUAUGUCAAUCCCUAAUUGAAUAUCAUUAAACCUAUAAUCCUCAAACUGACCCUGAAUCCCGGGUGAGAAAACUCAUGAAGAAUUGGUCUAUAUAUUAUCCUCACAUGACACAUUUGCAUAAUGUUCUUUCUUUUAAUUAUGAUAGUCAUACUCUACACACAUUUAUUUUUUUAAAUCACAACUUGGAGAACUCUAACCUCAAAUCCCUAACUCAUGAUAUGUCAAUCCCUAAUCUAAUGCCAUUGAACCCUUAAUCCUUUAACUAUUGUCGUUGGUCAGUAAAUUUUUUUUGGCACCUUUCCUACAUUUGAAAAGUCUUGUUAUGUUGCAGGAUAUAACAAGAUUUCUUGAAAUAUUUAUUGCAUGGUUCGCAUUCUGACUGUCCUUAUUUUCUGGCCCAGUAUUAUUCUGAAUAUUGUUGGGGUAUACGACGUAUGUUGCGUCUUGUCUAACUUGCCCUUCAUCAGGAAGCCGUUCUGAUUGUUCAACUUCAUUGACGCCUUUUUGACAGUGACACUUCUCAUUUUUAUACAGAAAAUAACUGAAUUCUUCACUUAGUUCUGUUGAUGGUAAAAGUUAUUGUAGCUGUUUGAAUUGUGUGCUUGAUUUCACUGGAUUUCGGCCACUUAUUUCAUCUUCAGAUCCAUAACUCCAGAACCCACAAACUCCAAACCUAUGUAAGGAACACUUCAUGAUGAGAUUUACACUAACCAAUUUUGCAAAACGCAGCGCGUGUUUCGCUAUUCAAUAGCUUCUUCAGGCCAGUCUAUACUAACUCUAUACUAUGUGUUAGGCCUGAAGAAGCUGAUGUAGAACGAAACACGUGUUGCGUUCUUGUGAGUGUUCAGUGAUAAACUUACUCUGUUUCUUCAACAUGUUAUAGAUGUUCAAGUAUCAUAUAUCCAAACAUAUGAAUACAUUAGUCAUCAUUCUCAAACCACGAACAUUAAAAAAGGGAAAUCACUCAAUUUCUGAACUGGAUUUUUUAGAGAAAAAAAAAGUACAUUGAAAAAUUAAAAUGGACUUUGAGUGUUAACAGCAGCUCUUUCAGAUUGCCAGAAUGAUUUUUUGAGAAAUGAUCAUCAAACCAAGGUUUUUUUUGUUAGAAUUCUGGUAGAAAAUUUGAGGCUCUGUUAUUUUUGUUCUCGACAUAGUUUUCUUUUUCGAUUAGCCUUCUGAAAGAUAUAUUUCAGUUAGUAAUUAUUUUAAUUUGUGUUAAGUCUGACCUAUAUAUGUCCUGUUGUUUCGGGGGUCCUUGGAUACUUUUAUUAGUUCAUAUCGAAUAGAUUUUAUAACUAUAUGCCAGACUGCAAGAUGUAUUUUUAAUAUUUUUAUUUCGUGCUCUGUCCUUAGUUAUAUAUUUUUUCUCAAUUUUUAAAGUUUACUGUGUUCAAUGCAUGUGUAUAUUUUUCAAUUUAUAUUUACAAAUAAAAAACCCGAAUGAAUAUCCUGAGAAA